AUGGCCGAUAGUAAUGCAGCACAACAAGCGGUGACGGCACGCAAACGGCCACUACGACACGCAUGGUGGCGCGAAAGCAGCGUCUACCAAAUUUACCCUGCGUCAUUCAAAUCAGCCAAGAGCAUCGACGACGGCACGGGACGGAUCCACGGCGACUUGCGUGGGGUGAUCGAGAAGCUAGACUACCUGGCCACAUUGGGGGUAGACAUUGUCUGGCUCAGCCCGAUCCUGCAAUCGCCCCAGGUGGACAUGGGCUACGACAUUUCCGACUACCGGGCCAUCUACCCUGGCUACGGGACGAUGGAGGACCACGACGAGCUGAUCCGGGGCCUGCACGAGCGCGGGAUGAAAUACGUGAUGGACCUGGUGGUGAACCACACAUCCGACCAACACGAAUGGUUCAAACAAUCCCGCUCGUCCAAAGACAACCCCUACCGCGACUGGUACAUCUGGCGGCCACCGCGAUACGACCCAAAAACAGGCGAACGCAUGCCUCCCAACAACUGGGAAUCCAACUUCUUCGGGCCUGCAUGGACAUACGACGAAGCCACGGGCGAAUACUACCUUCACUUGUUUGCAUCCGGCCAACCAGACCUGAACUGGGAGAACCCAGACGUCGUGAAAGCCGUUCACGACAUCAUGCGGUUCUGGCUUGACAAAGGAGUCGACGGGUUCCGAAUGGACGUGAUCAAUUUCAUCUCCAAAGAACCGGGUCUACCAGACGCCGAAAAGACCCGUCCGGGAUUCCUCCAAGACGGCGUGGAGAACUAUGCAUGCGGCCCCCGCUUGCACGAGUACCUCCACGGCAUCGGCGACAUCUUACGCGAAUACGACGCCUUCAGCGUCGGCGAGAUGCCAGGAGUCUUCGACACCCGCGAGAUCAUCAAAGCCGUAGGUCAAGACCGAGGCGAACUAGCCAUGGCAUUCCAAUUCGAAAUUGUCGACCUCGACCACCAACCGGGCCAGAUCAAAUGGUACCCACGCGAAUUCCAACCGAAAGCGCUCAAACACAUCGUGGCCAAAUGGCAGUCGUUCAUGCUGCAGAACGGCGGCUGGAACGCAGUAUACAUGGAGAACCACGACCAAGGACGCUCCAUCUCGCGCUUCGCCGACGACUCGACCCCCAGCUACCGCGUCAAAUCCGCCAAACUGAUUGCCGCGCACCAAGCACUGCAGAGUGGAACCAUUUUCUUGUACCAGGGUCAAGAACUCGCGCAGAUCAAUGUCCCCAAGGAAUGGGGGCUCGACCAAUACCGCGACAUCGAGGUCCAGAACCACUGGCAGACCGUCCUGCGCGAUUUCCCCGACGACAAGGAGAAACAGGAAAUGUUUAAGCGCCAAUACCGUCUUAUUGGUCGUGACAACGCCCGUACCCCGAUGCAGUGGACGCCCGAUGAGAAGACGUAUGCUGGCUUUCUUGCACAUGAUGCUCCCCCCGGUGCGAAGCCGUGGAUGUCGAUUCAUCCGGAUUUCAAGGACUGGAAUGCCGUGAAAUUGCUCGAAGACCCGCAGAGUCCGUUGCACUAUUGGCGUCAAUUGCUGAGGCUGCGUAAGGAAUAUAAAGACAUUUUCGUCUAUGGCGACUUUGAGAUGUUGGAUCUCGACCAUGACACUGUCAUUGCUUAUUUGAGGACGGAUGACUCGACAAAAACAACAGUCGGCGGAGGAGAGGAGGUGGAAACCACAUCAGCAACAGCAGGACCAAAAGAUGUGGUCCGUCCAACUUGUCUCGUCAUCACAAACUUCUCCCGCUCCCCUGUCGACUGGGUCGUGCCUGACCGCGCCGUCCCCGUCCUUUUUGAUACGUCGUCUGAAACCCCACAACUGAAAAAAGGCGCCGUUUUGCCCCAAUUUAGAAAUUAUACUGCCCGAGAGGACGGUGCAGACAACGUCGAGAAUCAUGUCUCCAAGACUCCCGACGGCAAGUGGGUUCUGAACUUGAGGCCGUGGGAGGUCAUUGUUGCCAUGGCUGGAAUCUAG
Molecule: messenger RNA, 1980 nt
Organism: Exophiala dermatitidis NIH/UT8656
Lineage: Eukaryota; Fungi; Ascomycota; Eurotiomycetes; Chaetothyriales; Herpotrichiellaceae
Product: trehalose-6-phosphate hydrolase
Exons: 1
Coding region: 1-1980 (659 amino acids)
Biological process (GO): oligosaccharide catabolic process
Molecular function (GO): alpha-amylase activity
Source: RefSeq, a predicted model, not a curated record